Nematostella vectensis (starlet sea anemone) is the source of this 1329-nucleotide messenger RNA. Its product is annotated as formin-like protein 5. The transcript is spliced from 3 exons. Lineage: Eukaryota; Metazoa; Cnidaria; Anthozoa; Actiniaria; Edwardsiidae. Bases 39 to 683 code for a protein of 214 amino acids. The record is from RefSeq and is a predicted model, not a curated record.
GUUGUUUUCUUAUAUUUCACUCUUCCCUAGCCCAGUUUAUGGUGACUCAGAUCGGUGGGAAUGUAGUCGCCUUGGCCAGCGUUGCACAUCGGGGCUACUACCUCGGGAUAGAUGGCGCACAAGUCAGAGGGAAGUUCUUUGACAACUACUGUCACUUCUACAUACACGAGUCUCCCGACCAUUACGCUUCUCUGGAGUCAUGCAUGUUGCCGAGGCAACACGUUGGCGUUGACGCAAAUGGAUGCGUGUUGUCACCUGCGAGCUGUUACAAGAGUGAGCCCGCGUUCUUUGAGGCCAAGCUACUGUUCAGUCCGUAUGGUCAGACAUAUGUCCCAGACCACAGAACCACAGGAGGCUACCCAGCACCAACCCCAAGCUAUCCUCAACCCGGGACCUAUCCCCCACCACACCUCUCUGGUGGAUACCCUCAACCCCCUCCUCCACACGGAGGGCACCCUCAUCCUCCCCCACCCACUGGAUAUCCAGGUGGCUACCCUGGCACACACACUGCUCCUCCAGCAGGUGGCUAUCCCACUGGACAGCACCCACCACCACCCCCAGCCGGCUACCCUGGAUAUGGCCCCCCUCCUGCAGGGUACGGCCCAGCUCCGGCAGGGUACGGCCCACCUCCAGCAGGGUACGGCCCACCUCCACCUAGCUAUGGUCCACCUCCUCCUUACUAAUGUGUACGUUGGAGCGCUGAUGAGAUGUUGGAGCGCUGAGUAAUGUGCUGUUAAGGGUCCUCUGUCUGGAAAUAGAUUGUUCCGGAUGGCAAUUUUUCGUUGUAUAUCAUAAAGGUAUAUUUACUAAUUUGUACUUCAAACAAAUCGUUGCGUUUGUAAAAUAACUGGAAGAAAAUUGACUAAGCAUGUCCAACCAUGUUUAAGUUUUGCCUUUGAUUUUUUGUGUCUUAUCAUACAUAGCCAUUGUAAGGACAGAUAAAGGUCAAAAGAACUUAAGUCGCGAGUCCUUGUAGGUCAUAAUAAGAUCACGUACCAUUGUAUUGUUUCGUAUCAUAGAAAGGUCACAUGACCCAGUCAUAAGGUCACGUGUCAUAGAAAUGUCAUGUGCCAUUGUAAGUUCACGUGCCAUUGUAAGGUCACGUGUCAUAGAAAGGUCACGUGCCAUUGUAAGUUCACGUGCCAUUGUAAGGUCACGUGUCAUAGAAAGGUCACGUGCCAUUGUAAGUUCACGCGUCAUAGGAAGGUCAUGUCCCGUAAGAAGAUCACGGGUCACGUGUCAUAGUAAGGUCACGAUCUGACUGCGUUCUGUCAUAAGGUAACAAAAUGUCAAAAUACUUAUGAAUAAAAAUAAUUCAGUUCCCAAAAA